UUGUCAAAUAGCCCAAUUUAUCUAGUUUCAUUUGCCAUUUUGUUAUAUUUGAUGCCUCAGAUGUAUUCUCUACAUUCAUGUUUGUUAAUUUAUUGUACACAUUAUUUAACUCCAGGUGUUUAUAAGAGCAUAUGGCUUCAGCUGUCCCCACUUCAACUUCUACAGCCAUAUCAACAACAUCAUUUUAUGGGACAAGGGGUAGGGCCCAGCACAAAAGACGUCAUUUUCAAGUUAUUGAACCAAAUUUUGAUGGAAGUGACACGGAGAGUAACUUUGAGGAAGAUGAACCAGCCAACAUUGAAGAUGCAAGUGAAUAUGAAGAGUCCAGUGAUGACUCAAAUGAAAGUGAUACUGACCUGAAUGGUGACAAUGAUGAAACUGCUGAUGAUAAUAGCAUGCCUACAGGAAAAUCUGCUAGUAAUGCAGUGCAUAGUCAAAAUAUGCGAUGGUGCAAGCGGCAGCCUGUUCAUUAUGAUGUAGCAUUUAAAGGUGAGCCUUUCCCUCCACCACCAUUAGAAGAGUACACACCUUUACAGUAUUUCAAGCAGUUUUUUGACAAUGCCCUGAUAGAUCACCUUGUCGAACAGACAAACCUGUACUCUAUGCAGUCAACAGGGAACUCAAUUGCUGUGGAUCAUGAUGAAAUGGAGAUGUACUUGGGAUUAUUGGUUAUGAUGUCAAUCAUCAAGUUACCACAGAUUCGUAUGUAUUGGUGCAAGGAAACUAGAAUUCCUUCAGUGGCAGAUGUCAUGCUAGUAAACCGUUUUGAGAAAAUAAAGCAGUUUUUUCAUUGUAACGAUAACACCAAAAACUUGCCAAGUACAGACAAGGACUAUGACAAACUUUUCAAAGUUAGACCUGUAAUUGAGUCACUAAAGGAAAAGUGCAGGCAGAUUUCCCAAGAAGAAUGCCAUUCUGUUGAUGAACAGAUUAUACCAACUAAGAGCUGCACAAGCUUGCAACAGUACCUUCCUAAUAAACCCAACAAGUGGGGUAUAAAGGUUUGGGCAAGAUGUGGAGUAAGUGGAAUGCUUUAUGAUUUUGAGGUUUACACAGGUAAAUCCAACAAAACAAAGACCAAACCAGAAUUACUCAUGGGUGGCAAUGUUGUUUAUCGUUUAACAAGAACCCUGCCUAGAAAUGUAAAUUAUAAAGUGUUUUUUGACAAUUUCUUCUCCUCAAUACCCCUGAUGAGUUGUCUCAAGAAUGAUGGUUUUUGGGCAGUUGCCACCAUUCGGAACGAUCGGCUAAAGGGGGCUCAGAAUCAUUUGCAAAGUGAGAAGGAGUUGAAGAAGAGUGGCAGAGGCUCCUUUGACUAUGUUGUUGAGGCCAACUCUGGUACGAUAGUAGUACGCUGGUUUGAUAAUGGCCUUGUCCAAAUGCUUUCUAACUAUGUAGGAAAUGAUCUAUCUUUGCCGGCCCGUCGUUGGUCUAAAAAGGAGGGGAGGUUUAUUAACAUUGACAGACCGGCCAUGGUUGUGGAAUAUAAUAGCUACAUGGGAGGCGUUGAUUUGUGUGACAUGCUUAUAUCUGCGUACCGCAUCUGCCACCGCUCUACAAAGUACUACAUGCACAUUGUGUUUUAUUGUAUUGGAGUGGCUGUAGUCAAUGGCUGGCUGUUAUAUAGGAGGCACAUGGGCCAGAAAGAUGUACCAGCAAAACGUCAUUUAUCUCUGCUGAAGUUCCAGGCCAGCAUAGCUGUCAGCCUUACUAAAGCUGGAAAAGUUUGUGGGGAAGCUUCGAGACCAAGAAGACGACCAUCUGCCAGUCCAACAAGUGCUAAUGCUGUACCUUCCAAAAAACGAAAGGCGGCAUCAGUACCCAAUCCUACGCAAGAUGUUCAAUUUGAUCAAGUUGGACAUUUUCCAGAGUUUCAAGAGAAACAACAGUGUUGUCGUCAGUGCAAAAGUGGAUACUCACACAUAAGAUGUCAAAAGUGUGGAGUGCAUCUUUGCUUGGUUAAAGCAAGAAACUGUUUCAAUGCCUUUCAUGGACUGUAAAAAACUCUUUUUAUUCUAUUUCAGUUAUUCGAACUUACAUGCAUGUUGUUGUUGUUCUCAUUAAAUCAUUAUAGUGUUAGCAUUGAAAAAGUGCAAGCCAUUAUCUUUUCUCAAAAGUUAAAACCGUUCUAUUCAUACCAGGUACAAGGAAAGUUGAUGUUUAUUAAGGACUGAGUAUUUCAAAAGGUGAACUAUGUACAUCUGUUUGGUUAGGAAAUCAAAUUGCCUGAUGCAAAGAUCAUAUUGUACAAUCAAAUUCUAUGAUUUGUUUACUGAUUUUUAACAAUGGACUUCAAAAUAAGAUAGAAUUUCACUAUUUUAUAAUAGC
This is a messenger RNA of Orbicella faveolata, 2328 nucleotides long. Its product is annotated as piggyBac transposable element-derived protein 2-like. The record is from RefSeq and is a predicted model, not a curated record. NCBI's taxonomy places the organism in Eukaryota, Metazoa, Cnidaria, Anthozoa, Scleractinia, Merulinidae.